UCUUCUCUGUUUGUUUACCGGACUCUCUUUCUUUCUCUCUCCAUGGCUGCUUCAACCGGCACUGGAUGGGCGCAGCUCCGCCAACAGGCCCGAUCUUUAGAGUCUCAGACCGAGAACCUCUUCCAUACCUACUCGCAAUAUGCCUCCAUGGCCAAGCUGCCUGCUAGCCCAUGCGAAGACGAACUCCGCACCGAGUCGCAGCUGAAAGACCUCUUCGAAAAGAGAGAAUCCCUGAUCGCACAACUAUCCCGUCUCCUCGACUCCGAGGCCACGCUCAGCUCGUCCGCCCUGAAACAGAGCUACGUCUCCCGACACCGUGAAGUGCUCCAAGAACACAAGCGGGAACUGCAGCGUCUCACCGCUGCCAUUUCGGAAUCCCGGGACCGCGCAAACCUCCUCUCCAACGUCCGCUCCGAUAUCGAUGCCUAUCGCUCGUCGAACCCCGCCGCUGCCGAGGCGGAUUACAUGCUUGAAGAGCGAGGCCGGAUUGAUCGGAGCCAUAGUGUGAUGGAUGGCGUGCUUAGCCAGGCGUAUGCAAUUAAUGAGAACUUUGGCCUGCAGCGGGAGACUUUGACCAGCAUUAAUCGGCGGAUUGUUGGGGCUGCAGGCCAGGUGCCGGGGGUGAAUGCGUUGAUUGGGAAGAUUGGGAAUAAGCGGAGGCGGGAUGCGGUGAUUCUGGGAGCCUUUAUUGGGGUUUGUUUUUUGAUGUUGCUUUUGCUCCGAUGAGGUUGAGGGGGUUGAGGCGUCCAUCUGCAUUUAUUUUAUUUGUGGUAUUGAGGAGAGGCGUUGGGAGAUUUUCUUUCUUUCUUUCUUUCUUACUUGGUCAUUUCCUAUCGUACAGGAAGCUAAUCAUGGUUGAUGGUGUUUGGACUGCUAGCAUAUCUUACACGCUCACUCCUGAUAUGUAUAUGUAUAUAUAUAUAUAUAUAUAUAUAUAUAUAUAUAUAUACACAAAUAUAUA
Messenger RNA from Aspergillus ochraceoroseus IBT 24754, 961 nucleotides. RefSeq names its product putative vesicle transport v-SNARE protein Gos1. The record is from RefSeq and is a predicted model, not a curated record. Lineage: Eukaryota; Fungi; Ascomycota; Eurotiomycetes; Eurotiales; Aspergillaceae. Gene Ontology annotation, molecular function: SNAP receptor activity. The transcript has 3 exons. Gene Ontology annotation, biological process: endoplasmic reticulum to Golgi vesicle-mediated transport; vesicle fusion. Bases 43 to 726 code for a protein of 227 amino acids. Gene Ontology annotation, cellular component: Golgi medial cisterna; SNARE complex; cis-Golgi network.